Molecule: messenger RNA, 2180 nt
Organism: Sesamum indicum (sesame)
Lineage: Eukaryota; Viridiplantae; Streptophyta; Magnoliopsida; Lamiales; Pedaliaceae
Product: conserved oligomeric Golgi complex component-related / COG complex component-like protein
Biological process (GO): intra-Golgi vesicle-mediated transport
Cellular component (GO): COG complex
Source: RefSeq, a predicted model, not a curated record
CCAGACCCAAUGGAAAGGACUCCUUAAAAUCACAUAAAACCCACUUCCCAGAUCUCUAACAGUGAUCGAUCAAAUUCUGGACUUAAAGAAUGACGGCAAUGGCGUCGCCAGAAGCUUUGCCCGACGACGACGUAUCCGCGGCGAUGUCUAAUCUUCUCCCUCUUGCCUCCGCAGCGCAGCAGCCCUACGUCUCCGAGCUCCUCUCCUUCACUCUGGAUCGCCUCCAUAAGGAACCGGAAUUGCUAAGAGUAGAUGCGGAGAGAAUACGGCGGCAGAUGCAGGAGGUGGCUGUGGGGAAUUACCGUGCAUUCAUUGCAGCUGCGGAUGCGUUGCUUGAGAUCCGAGAGGAAGUUUCUGCUAUUGACAAGCAUCUUGAGUCUCUGAUAGCUGAAAUUCCAACACUAACAUCUGGCUGCACUGAAUUUGUUGAUUCGGCUGAACAUAUUUUGGAGAAAAGGAAGAUGAACCAAACAUUACUCGCAAAUCAUAGUACUUUGCUUGAUUUGCUUGAAAUUCCUCAACUCAUGGACACAUGUGUGAGGAAUGGAAAUUACGAUGAAGCUCUUGACUUAGAAGCAUUCGUUGGAAAGCUUACUACAAUGCACCCAAACAUUCCUGUGAUUCAGGCCCUAGCCACAGAAGUUCAGCAGACCACCCAAUCUCUUCUUUCUCAGCUUCUCCAGAAACUUAGAUCUAAUAUUCAGUUGCCAGAAUGCCUCCGCAUAAUUGGAUAUUUACGUCGAAUAGGAGUGUUCAGUGAGUAUGAAAUGCGCCUACAGUUUUUAAGAUGCCGUGAAGCCUGGCUUACUGGAACACUUGAUGAUUUAGACCAGAGAAAUCCUUAUGAAUAUUUGAAAGGGAUGAUAAAUUGUCACAGAAUGCAUCUUUUUGAUGUUGUUAACCAAUAUCGAGCUAUAUUUGCUGAUGACACGUCAGGGAAUGAAGAAAAUUACGAUGGUGGCCUUCUGUUUGACUGGGCCAUGCAUCAGAUUACCUUGCACCUGAAGAGUCUUAAAGUGAUGCUUCCGAAGAUAACCGAAGGUGGAUCCUUGUCAAAUAUUCUGGAUCAGUGCAUGUAUUGUGCUAUGGGUCUUGGAUGGGUUGGAUUGGAUUUCCGAGGACUGCUACCGCCUCUUUUUGAAGAAGCAGUACUUAAUUUAUUUGCGAAGAAUAUGAGUACAGCUGUUGAAAAUUUUCAGUUAGUCCUGGAUUCUCAUCGUUGGGUCCCACUGCCAGCAGUUGGCUUCCCUGCCAAUAGCUUGGGUGAAGAAAGUCAAGAUGAUAUUACUCCUCCUUCAAGUCUGAUGGAGCAUCCACCUCUUGCUGUUUUUAUCAAUGGUGUAUCUGCUGCAAUGAAUGAACUACGUCCUUGUGCUCCACUAAAUCUAAAAAAUGUACUUGCUCAAGAAUUAGUUAAGGGUUUGCAGGCUGUUUCUGAUUCUCUACUGAGGUACAACACAACUAGGAUGCUCAGAGACAAUGAAUCUGUACUUUUCCUGAAACUUUGCCAAUCAUUCAUUGAGGUUGCUUUUCCACAUUGUGCUACAUGCUUUAAUCGAUGUUACCCUGGUGGGGCUGCUCUAAUCACAGAUUCCAAGAACUUAUUUGAUGGAAUCAGCCGCCUACUAGCAACCUCAACCUCGAGAGAGCUACCAAAACCUGUUCAUAAUACAGAGGCCAAGAAUGUAGCAGAGAACGGUAAUUCUCCGACAGUGGAAAAUGGGGUCCUCCAUGGUGUUGAACGAACUGCGAGUCUCAGCCCAGAGGAGAAAGAACAGAACAAUGUUAGUCCUCAAAAGGAAGAGAAGACAACAAUAAGAGAAGAUGCUCAAAGAUCACCAGUAUUAUGAAAUAAUCCUCAGAUAAGGACUCCAUACAGUUUGGUUAGUGUAAUUAUGUAACAUCCCAAAGCACUUCCAGUAGGUCUUGCAUGAAUUUCAUAUCAGCUCUGGGACGAUCUUUCCUGACUAGCACUAUCAUAGUCAUUACGUAAUUGGACUCAAGAAAUGUUCAAGGUGGGGAUGAUGAGGAUAUUCUUUUUGUACGUAGGUCGUCUGGACGAUUAUUGUCCAAAUGAGAUUGUUGUAAUAAUUUUGGUCUUAUAGUGAAAACAGAAAUCUGAGUACACCACUCUUUUUUUCCAACUGCAUUUAGGACAAUAAUCCUAGUUAUACAUGCCA